UAGGUACAUUGCUUGUACUAAUAUUACUAUGAGAACAGUUACGAACCGGGCAGUCGAACGUCUCAGUCUUGCAGAUUCUUUCCCUCCAUCUGCUAAUUAUGACGCCGCAGUCCCAGCACCCGACUCCUUUGCAUCUUUCAAUUCCGGAUAUCCCCACUGAAGACCCGAAGGCAGGCACCGCACGUACCGAACUAUCGUGAAUAUUUGUUUUCCGGGCAGUUGCCGCAGAUACUUCAUCAAUCGAUGUAGAAGGGAACACCGACCGCUGAGCCCCACUGUGCAUGAUUGCAUUCGCAGCCACUGCGAUACUCCGAGAACAGCAGCCGACACCUCGACGGCCACGGCCAACAUGUAUUCACCGACGCGACAGGAGCCCCUCCACGUGGCAAUCAUCGGCGCGGGCAUCGCCGGCGUCAGUGUGGCCCUAGGCUUGCAGGCUCGCGGCGUCUCGUACACCAUCUAUGAGCGCGCCCCGGGUUUUCGAGAGAUAGGGGCAGGCAUCGGGUUCAGUCCCAACGCGGAGCAUGCGAUGAGGUCCCUGAACCCGGACAUGUUCGCCGCGUACAGGCGGGUUGCCAACCCCAAUGGAGAGGACUACUUCCAAUGGGUGGACGGAUAUGAAACCAACGAGCUUAUUUUCAAGCUGCAUGUCGGCAAAGACAGCUUCCUGGGCGGGCUCCGCAGCACCUUUCUCGACGAGUGGUCGCAGCUUAUACCAUCGAGCGCCGUGCAGUUCGACAAACACCUCGACACCAUCACGAAGCCCGCCCCCGACUCCCCAUCGGACAAGCUGCUUAUCCACUUCACGGACGGCACAACGGCCGCUGCCGACGCCAUCGUCGGCUGCGACGGCAUCCGCUCCCGCGUCCGCCAGCUGAUCCUGCCCGAGCCGCCAGUCCGUCCGGGAUACACGCAAAAGUUUUGCUUCCGGGCUCUCGCCCCGAUGCCGGCCGCGGUGGCCGCGCUGGGCUACGCCCGCACCUCGACGCGCUUCAUGUACAACGGCCCGGGGGCGCACCUCAUCACGUACCCGGUUGCCAACAGCAGCCUCCUCAACAUCCUCGCGGUGCUUUCGGACCCGAGCCCCAGCUGGCCGCAUCCGCACCACACGGCAGCGGGCAGCAAAUCGGAGGUGACCGCCGCGUUUGCCGAGUGGUGCGGCGCUGCGCGGGCCAUUGUCGGCUUGCUGCCUGACUCGGACGGCGGGAAGAUGGACAAAUGGGGGAUCUUUGACCUGGCGGCGGAUCCGGUGCCGCAGUACCACGGCGGCAGGGUGUGCGUGGCCGGUGACGCGGCGCACGCGACAGGGCCGCACCUCGGGGCGGGAGCGGGGAUGGGGAUUGAGGACGCGCUGGUGCUGGGGGCGUUACUGGCGGAGGCCAAUAAAAGAUGGACGGGAGUGGAGAAAGACUCGGAUGGCAAGGGGAGGCUGGUGGAGAAGGCAUUGGAGGUGUAUAACGACGUGAGGUACCUCCGGACUCAGGAGGUGAUCCAUUCGACGAGGAAAGCGUGCGAUUUGUUUCAUUGGCGUGAUCCUGACGUUGCAAGGGACCCAGAAGGGUUCGGCAAAGAGAUCACAGAACUGUUUUAUGAGAUAUGGAAAUACGAUGUCGACGGGAUGGUGGAGAGGGCGGUGGCCAAGUUCGUUGAGACGGCUCUCUAAGAGCUUGUUUUUUUCCCACAAGGAGCCCAAGCAAGCGGAGAGGACGGGCGGGUGAAGUUUACCACUAUCGAUACCGCUGGUUGGAACCAGCAUCUUCGUACAUCAAGAGAGUAGCCACGACUGACUAUUAGCCCAGAGCCGGUUCUCGGAAGGGCUACCUAGCUGGAACUAUAUUGAAGUAACUGUUAGCCGCGCU
Messenger RNA from Thermothelomyces thermophilus ATCC 42464, 1859 nucleotides. RefSeq lists its product as uncharacterized. The record is from RefSeq and is a predicted model, not a curated record. Bases 350 to 1663 code for a protein of 437 amino acids. The transcript has a single exon. Lineage: Eukaryota; Fungi; Ascomycota; Sordariomycetes; Sordariales; Chaetomiaceae. Gene Ontology annotation, biological process: secondary metabolite biosynthetic process. Gene Ontology annotation, molecular function: FAD binding.